Molecule: messenger RNA, 4018 nt
Organism: Phacochoerus africanus (Common warthog)
Lineage: Eukaryota; Metazoa; Chordata; Mammalia; Artiodactyla; Suidae
Gene: PAPSS2
Product: 3'-phosphoadenosine 5'-phosphosulfate synthase 2
Exons: 13
Coding region: 352-2214 (620 amino acids)
Biological process (GO): 3'-phosphoadenosine 5'-phosphosulfate biosynthetic process; sulfate assimilation
Molecular function (GO): adenylylsulfate kinase activity; ATP binding; sulfate adenylyltransferase (ATP) activity
Source: RefSeq, a predicted model, not a curated record
CCGUCCCUCUCGGCUGUAAAGUCCAGUCUCUGACACGGGCUGGCGGAUCCGCUCCCGCGAGUUGGGGGCCGGGCCCGGGACCCCGCCCAGGCGGCGGCCGGGUCCCCUGGGCCGGGCGCUGCUGGCGGAGCAGACGGGGCGGAGAGGAACGCGGCGGGAGGAGGAGUAGGAGGAGGGGGCCGGUCAAGGGAAGUGCGACGUGUCUGUGGAGCCUUUUUAUACCUCCUUCCCGGGAGUCCGGCAGCAGCUGCUGCCUACACCGCUGCCGCCGCCACCGAGUGUCCUAGCGUCUACGCUCCCAGGAGCUGGCUCCGAGUUCCAGCGCGCCGGGCACCGCCGCAGCCAGCCAGCAUGUCCGAGGUCAAGAAACAGAAGACGGAGAACCAGCAGAAAUCCACCAAUGUUGUCUAUCAGGCACAUCAUGUGAGCAGGAAUAAGAGAGGGCAGGUGGUUGGAACAAGGGGCGGAUUCCGAGGCUGUACUGUGUGGCUGACAGGUCUCUCUGGGGCUGGAAAGACAACAAUUAGUUUUGCUCUGGAAGAGUAUCUCGUCUCCCAUGCCAUCCCUUGCUACUCCCUCGAUGGAGACAAUGUCCGUCACGGCCUCAACAAAAACCUUGGAUUCUCUCCUUGGGACAGAGAAGAGAACAUCCGCCGGAUUGCCGAGGUGGCCAAGCUGUUUGCCGAUGCUGGUCUGGUCUGCAUUACCAGCUUCAUUUCUCCUUUUGCAAAGGAUCGUGAGAACGCCCGCAAAAUCCAUGAGUCAGCAGGACUGCCAUUCUUUGAGAUAUUUGUAGAUGCGCCUUUAAACAUUUGUGAAAGCAGAGAUGUAAAAGGCCUCUACAAACGGGCCCGGGCUGGGGAGAUCAAAGGGUUUACAGGUAUUGAUUCUGAUUAUGAGAAACCUGAAACUCCCGAGCUUGUGCUUAAAACCAAUUUGUCGUCCGUGAGCGACUGCGUGCAGCAGGUGGUGGAACUCCUCCAGGAGCAGAACAUUGUACCCCACACUAUAGUCAAAGGCAUCCAUGAACUCUUUGUGCCAGAAAAUAAACUCGACCAAGUCCGAGCUGAGGCGGAAACAUUCCCUUCGUUAUCUAUUACCAAGCUGGAUCUUCAGUGGGUCCAAGUUUUGAGUGAAGGCUGGGCCACUCCUCUUAAAGGUUUUAUGCGAGAGAAGGAAUACUUGCAGGUUAUACACUUCGGCACCCUGCUCGAUGGCAUGUUCCUUCCUGAUGGAGUGAUCAACAUGAGCAUCCCCAUCGUAUUGCCUGUCUCCACGGAUGAUAAGACGCGGCUGGAAGGGUACAGUGAGUUUGUCCUGACACACGAAGGACAGAGGGUGGCGAUCUUACGAGACCCUGAAUUCUACGAACAUAGAAAAGAGGAGCGUUGUUCUCACGUGUGGGGCACGACGUGUGCAAAACACCCCUAUAUCAAAAUGGUGAUGGAAAGUGGGGACUGGCUGGUUGGUGGUGACCUUCAGGUGCUGGAGAGAAUAAGGUGGAAUGAUGGGUUGGACCAAUACCGCCUGACACCACUGGAGAUCAAACGGAAAUGUAAAGAAAUGAACGCUGAUGCAGUGUUUGCAUUCCAGUUGCGCAAUCCUGUCCACAAUGGCCAUGCUCUGUUGAUGCAGGAUACCCGCCGCCGGCUCCUGGAGAGGGGCUAUAAGCAUCCAGUUCUCCUGCUCCACCCUCUAGGUGGCUGGACCAAGGAUGAUGAUGUGCCCCUGGACUGGAGAAUGAAGCAGCACUCAGCUGUGCUGGAGGAAGAGGUUCUAGAUCCCAAGUCAACCAUUGUUGCCAUCUUCCCAUCUCCCAUGUUAUAUGCUGGCCCUACAGAGGUCCAGUGGCACUGCAGGUCCCGGAUGAUUGCAGGGGCCAAUUUCUACAUUGUAGGCCGGGACCCUGCAGGAAUGCCCCACCCUGAGACCAAGAAAGACCUGUAUGAACCCACUCAUGGGGGAAAGGUCUUGACUAUGGCUCCUGGCCUCACCUCUGUGGAAAUCAUUCCAUUCCGAGUGGCUGCCUACAACAAAGCGAAAAAAGCCAUGGACUUCUAUGAUCCAGCAAGGCACAAUGAGUUCGACUUCAUCUCAGGAACUCGAAUGAGGAAGCUGGCCCGGGAAGGAGAAAAUCCCCCAGAUGGCUUCAUGGCCCCCAAAGCAUGGAAAGUCCUGACAGAUUAUUACAGGUCCCUGGAGAAGAACAACUAGAAGUCCUUCAGCACCAGUUUCUUUCUGAAGUGCUCUUUGAUUUCCUUUUCUAUUUUUGUGAUUAGAUGCUUUGUAUCCAACUGCUUCUCAAUGACUGAUUUUAAAGUUAGUGUUUUAUAAUAAGGUAAAAAUGUCUAUAAUUUAAAGUCAACACACACACAUAUAUAUACACAUACACACCUAUACCCACACAUGUAUAUCUGUAUGUAUGUGUAUAUAUAGGUAAAGCAAAACUUUAUAUAUAUAUGUAUAUAUAUAUAUAUAAAGCAAAACUGAAGACCUAAUCUUAACAGGUAAAAGCUACAUUGUUAUCAUUUCAGAAAAAAAUAAGAUAUAUUCUCUACUGCAUCUGAGCAGGAGGUCCUAGAUUUCUUAAAGCUUUGACCAUGUGUCCAGUUUACCUGCCAAAAAGUAAAGCGUAUUUUCCAGUUUAAGUCUUGCCAGCUUGCACUAUCCCAAUGUCAUACACCAGUAGUAAAAGAAAUCAGAUGGACAGUUCCUUCUAUAGAGCUGAAAAAAAUAAAACAAAAAAACAACCCUCACCCUGAAUGAGGUGUGGCUCACAUCAAGAUUCUUGCUAAUAUUUCGUCUCGGGCCUAUCCAGCCUUACAGCCCAGUCUCUUAUGUGCCAAAGAAUGACCUGACUGGAGAAACCAAAUGUGUGAAAAUGUGCAGUUAUCUCAGAGAUCUAUGCAAUCAAGUUCUGCCACAGAAGUUACACUGCCUAAUAGGAAGAGAAGUCUUAAUACUUUGCUGUGAAUAAUAUAACUGUAGUUAAACAGAGAUUUUAAAUAGUAUAAAGGGCUUAGUUGAAAAGAUUUGUACCCAGGGCUCAAACAACCUGGCAAUGUUGUGGAAAGUUAAUGUUUCUCCUCUUUGCUGUGGACAUUGUGUCCUAGGGAGAGGCUGCAUCUAUUGACUGCAGUGGCAUCGGCUGUGACCCAGAACAAUUCACACUAUCAGACUAGCAAGCUGCUGGAACUGGACAAAAAUGCAGAAAACUCCAACCCUUUCAUCCUACAGAUGACCAAGCUAGGAUGAUUCACAGGCGCAGUCUUCACGAACUAAUGAGCACUGUAAUGACAGUGCCAAAAUGGCAUCCUUAGGAAGUACUGGUGGCACUGACUUCCAGGCCAGUGCUCUGUCUACACUGUACAGCACAGGAGCUAGACCUGGUUCCUCCCAACUGCUUAACAAAACUCCUUGAAUGGAAGGCACUUACAAAGCAGCUUUCUUGGAUGCUAAAAGGUCCAGGGUUUUCCAAACUUAGCUAAUUUUAUUACAGUUGGAAAAAAUACUUUUCCCAAAGACUCAUGCUGUUCUGAGAUAUCCAACUGCUGAUGGCUUUACUUUCUGGGAGGCCAUCUUUUGCACCUUAUGCAUAAUUCCUUGUUACUAAGGAAUAUAUGAAGAAAUAGUACUUUUUGUACAUAGGUCUCUCUGGAAGAGACUUAGACUGGAAAGAGAAAACUGAUUUUUUUUCAUAUUCAGUUUUUAAAAAUGCUAAUCCUAGCUAAUGAAAGUUCUUCUGAGAAUAAAUUACAUACAAUGGCCACAGCAAAGUAUGUCUUUAAUAGUAUAGUGCCUAUAUCCACGUAAUCAGAGGUCCUCACUACUGCCUUUUUAAAAAUGGCAUAUUUACUGAAAACUGGAGACAAGUUAUAGUGCCUUAACCAACAUAUUUUGUGAUUUUUAAAAAUAUAUUUAAAACUGCUCUUCUGCUCUAGUACUAUACUUAGUGCAAAUGAUUAUUUCUAUGUACAAUUGAUGUUUGUUCUUAUUUUAAUAAAUUUCUCAAAACGAA